Alnus glutinosa is the source of this 2147-nucleotide messenger RNA. Its product is annotated as protein PHOSPHATE STARVATION RESPONSE 1-like. NCBI's taxonomy places the organism in Eukaryota, Viridiplantae, Streptophyta, Magnoliopsida, Fagales, Betulaceae. The transcript has 10 exons. Gene Ontology annotation, molecular function: DNA-binding transcription factor activity; DNA binding. Bases 524 to 1933 code for a protein of 469 amino acids. The record is from RefSeq and is a predicted model, not a curated record.
ACGGCAAAAAUCUAAGCCCCACGUGCACCCAAUCAGAUAUUUCCACCGCCCACCAAUAACGAAGUGCCAAGCGUGGGUCUACCACAUAUGAACUGCACUCUUCCCUGACACUCUCCGACACGCGCUGCCAUGACGCGUGGAUCAUCUACUGUUCCUUAUAUUGCAGUGGCCAAUAGGCCCAGAUAGAGAGAGAGAGAGAGAGAGAGAGAGCAAGCGCACUCGUCACCGUUCACUUCCUUGGGCACGCCGGUGACGGAAUUUAAGACACCCGCCUGUCUCUACAGCACUAUCUCCAUUUUCUGAGCCCAAAUUCUUGGUUUCGAAUCGAUUCUGAGCCUUUCGUGUCCUACUUUCCGAGCUUUCUAUGAAUUUUUAGAAAGUGUCAAUAUUGAGGCAGAGGAUGAGCAAACGUGGGAACCAUAGGUUAAAGCUUCGAGGAUGUAAAAAUUGAUGAAAUUUUCCUUGGUGUGGGUAUCAAGAACGAGCAACCGGGGUGCUUUCUGUACAUUUUUAGUUGGACAAAAUGGAUGCACGCCCUGCUCUAUCCAUUCGAAGAUCAGGUGCAAAUCAGCUCAGUAGCAUGGGGAUUUCUGGACCACUGUCAUCAUCUUUACCAGUCCUUCCAACCCCUUUGGAAGAAACAUAUCCUAAGUUGCCAGACUCUCAACAGGUUUCCAUGGAAAGAGAGCUUGUAACAAGGCCUCUUACCCAUGUGAGUCAUUUAUCCUCCGACAGUGGUGUAGUUGGUCACAUUUUUUCAUCAUCCUCGGGAUUUUCUUCAGAUCUUCAUUACUCAUCUGUUUCACCCCAUGAAAAGCAUUCUAGAAACAGUCCUUUUAUUUCUCAGUCAUCAACUAAUGGGGCAUCUUUACCUUUCACACAUUCUUCUCAUUCGGAAUCUCUUGAAUCUACAACGUCAAGUCAUUAUCUGAAAGAAAACACUGCUUCCUGGCAUACUGAUUCACUUCCAAGUUUUCUUGAUUUUCCUGUAAAUACCUCUAUUGAGAAUGGCCAGGUAGAAAGCAGUAAUUGUAAUGGUGUCCUGGCAUCUGAGGAAUUUAGUAAAUGGGCAGACCAGCUAAUCACCGAUGAUGAUGCUUUGACUUCUAAUUGGAAUGAGCUUCUUGCUGACUCCAAUGUUGCAGAUUUGGAACCAAAGAUGGCAUACCAGGUGCCCAAACCAUCUCCAAAUUUUCCAUCGCACCAAUCCCAAGUUCAUCUGCAGCUUCCUGCUCCAUCUGGCGAAAUUCACGCGGUUGCUACCCCCUCUUCCUCAGCCCCGGCAAAGCCACGCAUGCGUUGGACACCAGAACUUCAUGAAGCCUUUGUGGAGGCUGUCAAUCAACUUGGUGGUAGUGAAAGAGCUACUCCAAAGGGUGUGCUGAAGCUCAUGAAAGUUGAAGGGUUAACAAUCUAUCAUGUGAAAAGCCAUUUGCAGAAAUAUAGGACAGCCAGAUACAGACCAGAGUCAGCAGAAGGAUCCUCUGAGAAAAAAUUGACUCCAAUAGAAGAAAUGUCAUCUCUUGACUUGAAAACAGGUAUUGAGAUUACUGAAGCUCUGCGGUUGCAGAUGGAAGUUCAGAAGCGGCUGCACGAACAGCUCGAGAUUCAAAGAAAUCUACAGUUGCGAAUAGAAGAACAAGGAAGGUGCCUCCAAAUGAUGUUUGAGAAGCAAUGCAAGUCUGGUAUUGACAAGCUUAAGGCAUCUGCUCCGUCCUCUGAUGCAGUACCGGAUUCCCCUGACAAAAGCGAACUGGAAGACUCCCAGGUAGACCAUGGUAAAACAGUAACUGAUCCAGGCAGUGCCAACACUAGGAUGGAAGAAAGGUCACCGGAGCAAAAGGCACCUGAAGCUAAAGCUCCUCAGAAUUCUGAGCCCGAUGCUUGUGAAUCUAAUUCUCAACCCUCAAAGCGUCCAAGAAAGGAUGAAUAGCCCAUAUACAUCUGCUAAAUCAGCAUUGGACUGAGAAGAGGUUACUUAUUAAUGGAAAAUAUUAUUCUUGAGACAGACAUAGCUGACUGAUGGAUAGAGCCUUGGAACUGGAACUGGGGUUCCUCUCUUGUCUUUCUAUUAUAUCAUAUUCUCAAGGACAAUUUGCAUAUGUAGUGACAAAGUUGAGUCAAGUUUUGAUCAUAAUUUUCUUCAA